Molecule: messenger RNA, 2859 nt
Organism: Sebastes umbrosus (honeycomb rockfish)
Lineage: Eukaryota; Metazoa; Chordata; Actinopteri; Perciformes; Sebastidae
Gene: slc16a13
Product: solute carrier family 16 member 13
Exons: 6
Coding region: 302-1702 (466 amino acids)
Biological process (GO): transmembrane transport; monocarboxylic acid transport
Molecular function (GO): monocarboxylic acid transmembrane transporter activity
Source: RefSeq, a predicted model, not a curated record
UUGUCUGUCCUGUUUUAUAGGCAAGUCAGUUUUUUAAAUAAAAUAAAAUAAAAUAAAUUAUUAUCUUCAAGGCAAAAAUAUGCAAAAUGCGUGCGCCCCCGUGAGGACUGCGCAUGCGCACCUUGCUAUGUAGUUACAGCUGAACUUUUUCGUCCUGCAUACUGCUGCUGCCGCUGCUGCUCCUCAGGCUGCAGAGAGAGACUUACUGUCAUUCUGCUUCUCACCACAGUGCUGUUAGAGACUGUGGACCAUGUGGUGCUGCAGAGGAAGCUGACGCACCGACGAUAAAUCUCUCUCAGACAUGGCUGACCUCAAGCCCAAAGCAGAGAGCCAGGCCGAUGAAGCCGAGGGCCCGGACGGAGGCUGGGGCUGGGUGCUGGUCGGCGCCACGUUCGUCAGCACGAGCCUGGUGUUCGGCCUGAUGCGCAGCUUGGGGGUCUUCUUUGUGGAGUUCGUCCAGUACUUUGAUGAGAGCGCCCAGGCCAUCUCCUGGAUCUCGUCCACGGGCCUGGCGGCACAGCAGUUCUUCAGUCCGCUUGGUGCAGCACUAUGUAAUGCAUAUGAUGCCCGGGUGGUGGUGAUGGUGGGGGGCUGUCUCGCUGGACUCGGCCUCAUACUCGCCUCGCAGGCCACCCGUCUCGUUCACCUCUACCUCACCAUGGGUCUUAUUUCAGGUUUGGGCUGGGGGCUGGUCUUCACUCCCAUGGUGGCAACAGUCAUGGCUAACUUCACUCGCCGGCGCGUCCUGGCGUUGGGACUGGCGUUCUCCAGCAUUGGCCUCUCCUCCUUCGCUUUCAACCCGCUCUUCCAGCUGCUGGUGGAGAUGUACGCCUGGCGAGGGGCCCUCCUGAUUCUGGGGGCCCUCAGCCUCAACAUCGUGCCCUGCGGGGCUCUCAUCCGCCCACAGCCACGCUCCAAAGCCCCAGCAAAGGUGGAUUCAGAGAGCAAGUCAUCAUGUGCUGCAGUGCUGCGCAGAGUGUCCUCCUACCUGGAGCUGUCGCUGCUCUUCGAGAGGCCUUACAUCACCUACACGUUGGCCAUCAGUCUCCUUAACGUCGGCUACUUUGUGCCGUAUUUCCACCUGGUGGCCCACAGCCGCCAAGCUGGCUUCUCAGAGUACCAAUCUGCUUUCGUCAUGUCAGCUGCCGGCGCUGCAGAUAUUCUGGGCCGCGUAGUGUCGGGCUGGUUCUCAGACCUGCGUCACUUUCGGCUGAUUCACUUACUGACUGCGUGGACGACGCUGGCGGGGUUGUUCAUCAUGUUGCUGCCCGUGAGCUCCUUGUCCGGCUCCUACACCGCGCUGAUGGCGAUCAGCCUCCUCUACGGCUUCUGCUCCGGGGCGCUGACCUCUGUGGUGUUCGCGGUGGUGCCCAUGAUUGUGGGCGUGGAGCGCACGAUGGGGGGCCUCGGGCUGCUGCAGCUCAUCGAGAGCAGCGCGGGACUGCUGGGGACGCCUCUGUCAGGUUUGCUCAAGGACAUCACUGGCGACUACAUGGCUUCCUUCAUGGUGGCGGGCAGUUUCCUCAUUCAGGGUACUUUGCUCAUGACCACGCUGCCUCACUACUUCUCCUGCACAGACCCGCCGCCUCCUCGGAGACGUUCACUUGACGACAAAGAUAAAGGUUUACAUCCAGAGCAGGAACAGAUGCACAGCUUGCCUUCUGACACGAGUCACGGAGGAGUUAAUGAUCUGGCAGUUUAAGUAACCAAUAAACAGCAUAGUAAGAUUGUGUGAGUCAAGUGUUCAAGAGCCCCUCAGUCCAGCUAAACUACCGUUGGCGCAAACCUGAAGGACUUGGGACUCCGCCAACCUGAAGACACCAUUAAUAUGCUGCUCCACGUGUUGCUAAAUGGCUACAUGUUCGCAUUAUACCUCAGAGAUACAGACCCAAAGAAGAAAGAAGCGUACUGUGAAGACUCCUCACUCUGUUACACACCCUAACCUCAGAUUAAUAUUCAGCACCUUCUGCCUAAAGGGAAACGCUGGGUAUUUAAAAUAUUUUAUUUGCCACGUACAGAUGUGUGGUUGCUUUACAUAAACAGUAGGAUGGCACGCAGGAUAGGAAAUGUGAAAGAAAAUGUGUUUUUAUUAUUAUUAUUAUUAUGAAACAUGGCAUUAAGUUUCGAAAUACUUGACAAAGAAACUAAAAAGCCGUAUUUUCUUAGUAGUUUGUGUGAAUGUAAAUCGUAUUCUGUUGCUGUAAGUCUGACCAGCAUAUUUAAAUAUUGCACAUACAUGAUUAAUUUUCACAAUCACUAUCAUUUAUGAAUUUAAGAAUGUCUUAAUGAUUAGCAGCACCUGUCUGUGUUAUGAGCACAGUAAUAGCUCUAACUGAGCUGCAGACUCCAGCACUAUUUCCAGCAACUCUCUUUCAGGACUUUCUCUUUCCAUCAGUGCAUUACGUUGCUGGGUAGGAAUACAAGACUGUUAUUAUUUCUCAAGUGCACUUUCUGAUCAUAAAAUCAUUGCUUGCAUAAGCAUUUUGUACUUUUUGUAAAUCAUAAACUUGAACGCCAGGUUUGUAUGACCAAGAUAACACGGUCGCUGUGACCUGCUGGCUACUUUUCAAUGCAAAAAGCCUGUGACUUCUAAGUAAAUUACCGCUCAAACAUCCAGCCUGCAACCGGUAGUGCCUAGAAGGUAACCUGCAAAUUGUGAAAUCUGAUCUGAGAUCUGCAAAAACUUGGAAAAACUCUCGCGAGAAUCUUAACCUUAAACUAUUCAAGAUCAAUGCCUAACCUUAACUAUUCGGUUCCCUUCUAGACACUACCCCUGCAACCUGACACUGUUGUUUUUUAAUGUUAAAAUUUGAUAUUUUGUACUCACACUUGAUUAAAAAGCAAUGUAUUUUGUUUUAA